Molecule: messenger RNA, 1508 nt
Organism: Seriola aureovittata
Lineage: Eukaryota; Metazoa; Chordata; Actinopteri; Carangiformes; Carangidae
Gene: tmx2a
Product: thioredoxin-related transmembrane protein 2a
Exons: 8
Coding region: 91-1014 (307 amino acids)
Biological process (GO): brain development
Cellular component (GO): membrane-bounded organelle
Molecular function (GO): disulfide oxidoreductase activity
Source: RefSeq, a predicted model, not a curated record
CAGGCGCAGUUCAACCCAGUAGCACCACUCAGCUCCUUCAGCUGUCAUUUCUCCUCUCACCCCGUGGUGUUGACUGUCGUCUGUGCCAACAUGGGUCUGAUCACAGGACUCUGUACUUUCUUGUACCACUUCCCUCAGAUUUACAAAUGGCUGCUGAAACCGUAUUAUAUCACCUCGCUCUUCAUGACCGUCGCCUUCCUGGUGGUGCGAAAGGCUCCCGGUCUGUGCGAGCACCUGGCGAGCCAGAGGGAGGACGGCAACUCCUGCGACUUUGACUGGAGAGAACUGGAGAUUCUCAUGUUUCUCAGUGCAAUAGUGAUGAUGAAGAACAGGAGAGCCAUCACACUGGAGCAGCACAUAGGCAACUUAUUCCUGUUCAGUAAAGUGGCCAACACCAUCCUCUUCUUCAGGCUGGACAUUCGGCUCGGCAUCCUUUACCUCGCAUUGUGUGUCGCAUUCGUCAUGACCUGUAAGCCACCUCUCUACAUGGGCCCAGAGUACAUCAAGUACUUCAGUGACAAGACCAUAGAUGAGGAGCUGCAGAGGGACAGUCGCGUCACCUGGAUUGUUGAAUUUUACGCCAACUGGUCUUCUGACUGCCAGUCCUUCGCUCCCGUCUUUGCCGACCUUUCUCUCAAGUACAACUGUGCUGGACUCAGGUUUGGGAAGGUAGAUAUUGGACGCUAUGGAGAGGUUUCAGAGAGGUACAGGGUUAGUACUUCCCCUCUGGCCAAGCAGCUGCCCUCACUGCUGCUUUUUCAAGGAGGGCGGGAAAUUAUGAGACGUCCAAUGGUGGACAAUAAAGGGAGAGCGGUAUCUUGGACCUUCAAUGAGGAGAACAUCAUCCGAGAGUUUAACCUCAACGAGCUCUUCCAGAAAGCCAAGAAACUGAACAAAGGUCGUGGUUUGAAGGGAGAGGAGCACAACGGCACUCAGCCAGGUGAGGGCAGUGACGAGCUCCAUGCUGAUGCUAAAACCCCAGAGCAGCCCACAGAGAGCAAGAAGGACCAGUGAGGCGAAGAGGAUGAUUCAGAGGGGGACUUGCAUGGAGUCUUACCUUCCCCCCCCCCCAACAUUGCCACGCCUUACAUUAUUGCUAAAGUCCAAAAUAUUAUGGAAUGGAAAGAAGAAAAUAGGUUCAACCACUACUAGAGGUCAUCUCUACAUUAAGUCUUUACUGUGACAAAUAAAUAUCCAAAGAAGCUGGACCACAUUUCCCUGGUCUGACUGGGUAUGAUGUAGUGUGUUUGAUUGCAGCCAUGCAAAAGCUCAAGCAAUGAUUUGGGGACAUUUUAUAACAGUAAGUUAUUUAAGAACAAAUGCCUUUUUUGUAAUGAUUGUUUUUUGUUUUUUCGGCUACUUUUAGCAACAUCUCAUCACUCCGUGUAAACUUUUGCUGUCUGUAUUUUGCAACUAGAGUGUUUACUGAUGUUUCAUAUUUAAAAAAAGGUGAGUGGUGAAACUGAAAUAAAAAUGACUGUGAACAGUUAAGAUUCAUGACACAUUCA